Molecule: messenger RNA, 531 nt
Organism: Hermetia illucens (black soldier fly)
Lineage: Eukaryota; Metazoa; Arthropoda; Insecta; Diptera; Stratiomyidae
Exons: 1
Coding region: 1-531 (176 amino acids)
Source: RefSeq, a predicted model, not a curated record
AUGUUUUCGAAAAACACUAGCCCGUCAGAUGUGAAACUGUUCGCUGCAAACGGAUCUCCCAUCGAUACAUUCGGAGAAAAGCUUCUGAAUCUCGAUUUCGGACGACGUGCCUUUAAAUGGAAAUUUUGCAUCGCCCGAGUCAACCGACCGAUCCUUGGGGCAGAUUUCUUGCGACAUUUCGGAUUACUUGUUGACAUCAAGAACAAACGACUGUUAGACUCUAACACAUCCCUCAGUUCAACAGCAUACAGAUUCAGAGGCGUCGAUCCGACAAUAUCAACGAUCGAUCCGAACAACUCUUACCAUCGACUUCUAGCACAGUUUCCCGAAAUAACAACGACCGUCUUGCAGCCUACGACGAUCAGCCCGCAGGUAUGUCAUCAUAUCAUUACAACCGGACCACCGGUUCCGGAAAAACCCCGACGACUGCCUCCCGACAAAUAUAAAGCAGCUAAGGCCGAAUUCGAAUAUAUGAUGGAAAAAGGCAUCUGCAGGCCAUCGAACAAGGAGGGGCAAGUCCAUUGUUGCUAA